AUGGCUUCCCACAACGCCUCUGCUGUCACCAUCGACGAGUAUGAACUUCCCAAAGGCGGCAAACGAGUCGCAACGCUGGUAUGUGCUGCGUUGAUGGCACUUUCAGCUCGACGAAAACUCAUCGAACCACGCUCAAUCCUUCACGAUCGAGUCCUAGCAAGGAGUGCCACAGCCGUCAAAUACUCCAAGCCCGUCCAAGAUGCCCUCUUUUAUUUCUUCUUCGGCCUCCAUGGGGCCGAGACCGUUUGGUUCGCUCUGACCAAGUUGAAGAAGCACAACGUUAAGCGUUUCAGCCCGGUGUGGUUCAAGUGGAUCGUCACCGUCUUUCUUGGAGGUGUCUUUGCCACCAAGCAUUGGGAUGAAGUGGUGGAGAAGAAAGAGAUCCAAGCCAUCAAAGAAAUUUAA
Rhinocladiella mackenziei CBS 650.93 is the source of this 405-nucleotide messenger RNA. RefSeq lists its product as uncharacterized. The coding region runs from base 1 to 405 and encodes 134 amino acids. The record is from RefSeq and is a predicted model, not a curated record. NCBI's taxonomy places the organism in Eukaryota, Fungi, Ascomycota, Eurotiomycetes, Chaetothyriales, Herpotrichiellaceae. The transcript has a single exon.